This is a messenger RNA of Triticum urartu, 3532 nucleotides long. RefSeq names its product receptor-like protein kinase 7. Gene Ontology annotation, biological process: protein phosphorylation. Gene Ontology annotation, cellular component: plasma membrane. NCBI's taxonomy places the organism in Eukaryota, Viridiplantae, Streptophyta, Magnoliopsida, Poales, Poaceae. The record is from RefSeq and is a predicted model, not a curated record. Gene Ontology annotation, molecular function: ATP binding; protein kinase activity.
UCCCACGCCGCCGCUGCACUCUCCACACCCAUACACUGGUUUAGAUUCGGAGGAGGCCACGGCAGGAAGAUGUAGAUCUCGCCGGCGAUGGGAUUGUCGUUGUGCGGGGAGCGCGGGCACCUGGGCGUGCCAUCGUGGGGAGCGUGCGGUAUACCACCAGCGUACGCCGGCCGGUAAGGUCGACUGGUCGUUCGGCGGCAAUUCCGAGGAAGCCCAAUUCGUCACCGUUUGGACCUCCGCUGCUGCCCGUAUUGCAGCCUUCGAUCGUCUCCAACUCCGACCGCCUAGAUCUCCACUCGCCAGUGAAUCCUUCUUGUGCACACAUCUCUCUCUCUCUCUCUCUCUCUCUCUAGCUAAGCAAGUAGCAACACUACAUGAGUCCAACAGCAGCAGGUAUAUGGUUCCCACAUGCUUUUGUCUGAAUCAAAGUAGUAAUUGAAUGCGAGUAGAGCAUGCUUUUGUCUUUUUGAGACAUUAUUCAUACUGGAUUUGACAUUUUCUUUCUCUACGUGCAUUUCGAAACUUGGAUUUCAACAUUUUAGGGGAUGUAGACAUAUGUCCUGUGAAUGUCCACAAAUCUUUUUAGAUUUUUUCCAAAACGAUUCAAAUUUUAGUUUUUCAUUGUUGGAGCAUGAGAGCAAGUGAGAUUUUGGAGCAAUCUGAGUAGUAACUGAAUGCUAUGAGUGCUUUCCGGUAUGGUUCCAGCUGGGCUCCGAAUGCUAUCGUGCUAUCUUUUCUUAUUAUUCUGAAAAAUCUGAGUAGUAACUGAAUCCCCGUAGCUAGAGUAGAGCAUGAUUUGCUUCUAUCGCAUAAAUAAAUUGCAAACUCGGUUCAGUAUAUCCAAAAGAGUUAUACUAGGCAGAGGCAUGGCCAUUUUAUCAUCAUUAAUUUUUUUUUGUACACCAAAGCACCUUGCACCCCCGCUCGAAAACAUAGCAACAUAUAUCCAAAAAAUUAAAAACUUUGUAGCUUGGAUUAUGACCAAGUGUUUUAGGUUCUUGCAAAAUUUGGUGGUCAAAUGACAUCCGAGGAGCCUCGCAAAAAAAAAAUUGUGCUCAAACAUAUGAACAGUAAACUUGGGUGUAGAGCAGAGUUUGUAUUUCAUUUUGUACCGAGCUCCUCGGAUGUCAUUUGGCCACCACAUUUUGCAAGCAUAUAAAACAUUUGCGCAUAAUCAAUGCCACAAAGUUCCAUACUUUUUUGAUAUUUUUGCAUAGUUGGUUUGAUUUUACCGUUCAUUUUGUGGGUGCAGCCACUACUUUCCAUUUCAGUAAUUUCAUCCUUGUACUAUCUUUGGUAUCUGUGUUAUCUUCCUUUUUCUGCACUAUCAUCAUUUCAGUAAUCUCAUCCUUGCACAAUUACCAUCAGUAAUGAACCAUGAAUAAUUAACAACACACAACCAAAAGGCAGCAAAUCUUGUUGUCUGUCUUAACUUUUUUUUUUUGAAUUUUCAAUUGGGAAAUUUCCCCCCAUCAAAAAGCAGCAAAUUUUGAAUUUUCAAUGGCUGCUUUCUUUUCUCUUUGUUCCAUUACUAUUUCAGUAGGCACAUGAAUUCUUCUAAUUUGCCAUUCUUUGCAGUUUGUUGUCAAUAUGUGGCUGUCAAACUAAUUAUCAUCAGAAAUAGAACUACGAAUAGUUGACCACACACAACCAAAAACAGCAAAUCUAGUUGUCUUUUUUCGAUAGAGUGUGGAUUUUAUUGGCUCAAAAUGAAGCAUCAAGAGAAAACAGCAAAUCUAGUUGUCUGUCUUAACUUUUUCGUUUUUGAAUUUUCAACGGGGGAGUUUUUCCCACCUGAAUCUUUGCCAUUAACAGGGGCCAAAACGCCCAGAUGUGUUGCAUGUACAACAUGCAUGACAGCAGAGAGGUACAGGGGGAGAGAGGGGGGUGUUUCGAAUCGAACGGGCAUCCGCCGCAGCAUUCAGAGCUUUCGGAAGCCGCACCCUCCAUAGCACGGCGUCCUCCAUGUAGAGCUUCAGCAGCUGAGGCAGCAAUGGGGGCAUCCUGCCUUGUUUUGUAUUCUUUGUCUGUCUUAACUGAAGGAACAUCCUGUACUAUUUCUUGGAUGCUUUCUUUUUUCCUGUAUGUUUUGUUACUAUUUCAAAAGGCACAAAAAUUCUUCUAAUUUGUCAUUCUUUGCCGUUUGUUGUCAAUAUGUGGCCGUCAAACUAAUUACUUUUUCUUUGAUGUUUUUUUUUCUGUCUGUUCCGUUAUCAUUGAUAGUAGUGGAACCCGAUCCUUUUCCAGGAUCGUAUGAAAAGAAAACAUGUGGCUGUCAAACGGAUUACUUUUUAUUGGCUCAACUCAAACUAGCUAUGAACAUGCAUCUCUCUUUAUCUCUCAGUAGUUGUAUAUGUGCAUGUAACUGAGGGAAUACUACGGAAUAUAACAGGUAAUGUGUCUGCAGGUUGACGCACCCUUCACACAAACCUCUCCACGCCCUACCCGGCCGCUAAGAGAAUGAGUUUUCAGUCCUGGAACCAUCCUGCGGCGGUGCAGCAUAUUGUGCGCAAUGAACAAGCCAUAGUCGACAACCUUACUGAAGAUAACGCGACAAGGGUGUUGGCUAGCAGAAGGACAGCAGAGGGCGAACAGUUGUACUUAGUCUAUGAUCAGGGUAGUGCUGGGACUAGUCCCCCAAAUAAGCUGCUCGUCAAGAAGUUCCACAAUGCGAACCCAGCGCUACAAGUAGACGGCAAUGUCAUGUACCGCUGCAACUCGGAGAUGUUCCUGUUAGCCAACAUUUCUCACAAAAACAUCAUCAAAGUUGUAGACCAUAUCCAGAGGGAAGACGCAAUCAUGCUCAUUUAUGAGUAUCCGGUUCAUGGAAGCCUUCGAUCCUGGCUGCACCAACCCAUGGAUGCCGGUCGGCACCUGAGCUGGCCGGACAGGAGGGGCAUCGCCAUUGGUGUGGCCAGAGGGCUCCGCCAGUUACACCACAGAUGCAACAAACUGUUUGUCCACCACAACAUCAACUCUGAAAACAUCUUGCUUGAUCAGAAUUUCAAGGCCGUGAUAGCCAGCUUUGGCGCUGCACAGGUUAACAUGGCGGGGCUCGGCCAACCCUUGCCAAUCACGGACCUGCGUCCUGGUAACUUUGGGUACGCAGCUCCAGAAUAUGGGUUGGGGAAAAACCAGCUGACGGAGAAGGUAGACAUUUACAGCUUUGGAGUGCUGAUGCUGGAGCUUGUCACAGGGCGGAUGACCAAUGAAGCUACAACAGAUGGUCAUUUGGCGAAUUGGGCACAGAACAACUUCCGUACACUGAUGGCGAACCAACAGGAAGCAUUCCAGAAUGUUGUGGACAGGAGCAUACCAGAUCAAGCACGGUACAGGGAGGAGAUGGCAACUGUGUUCAUGCUGGGCGUGGAUUGCACUACUGUGGAUCCGAAGGAAAGGCCAUCCAUGCGGAUGGCUCUCAAACGACUCCGCCGCUGCCGUUGGCGUGCCCCAUUCCGUGGCCUCCUCACCGGCUUUCUGAUGUGACGCUCGUUGUUUUUUUUUUUUUGAAAGAACAUUCACGCAUGCAUGU